AUGCCUCCAAAGAUGAAGCUAUUAAAGAAAAAACGAAGAGGAAAAAUGGGCGUUUUCGCGGUUCCAUUGUUCGAAGAGGACAACAACUCGGCGAAAUUCGGACGUCUUUUUAGUGAGAGAGGCGACAGCAGCUACACACAGGAGAGUUUCGAUGAGACGGAUUGCAGCUUGGCGAGGCCACAAAGUGCGAUGAGCCCCCUAGCUGGCAAUUCUCCACAAAAUCGACAUUCCGAUGAAUUGACAAGAGUGUUAAAGAGAGGCGACCACAGCCAAAUACGAAAAAGUCUCGCCAAAGAGGGGAAAUCGACUCGAAACAUUGAUCAAAGAUUUCUUUCCACGUUACGUGGGCUUUCCCGUGGGCCGUUGAAACUGCACAAUUGCCGGCGAUUACGAAAAGGAUUGACGCAUAUUAUUAGUGAUUGGAGCCACGUCUCAUCUCUAACUAUCAGUCAAACGAAAGCUCUCAAUGCACAGGUGGCGGCAGUGGAAGCUUUUAAUACGGCACUCAUCGCCGAUUCUUUGUGUGAUAUUCGACAACGAGUCAAUUACAUCGUCGAUCAGAUUGAGCCGAUUCUCAUCCGUGGUACUCAUCUCGGCACGUUGCUCCAAUUUCUCCUUCGAUCACUACGCGAUCCACAAAGAAGAGAGGAUUCGAAGAGUCGAUACAGGAAAUGUAUAAGAGAAUUGAACGAACGGGUGCGGACAACGAUGAGCAGUCUCGACGUGCCGUUAAUCGAUUCUCCG
Molecule: messenger RNA, 744 nt
Organism: Mesorhabditis belari
Lineage: Eukaryota; Metazoa; Nematoda; Chromadorea; Rhabditida; Rhabditidae
Source: the annotation of a GenBank genome assembly